AUGGAGCCGGCAGGCACCGGGCGGAGCCUGAGGGCGCCACCGCCGCCGCUGCUGCUGCUGCUGCUGCUGCUCCUGCAGGUGGCGGGGCCGGUGAGCACCCUGGCUGAGACCCUGCUGGACGCGCCCAGAGCCAUGGGCACCAGCUCCAGCCCGCCCAGCCCCGCGAGCGUGGUGGCUCCCGGAACGACGCCGUUCGAGGAGAGUCGAUUACCCGUGUUCACCCUGGAUUAUCCCCACGUGCAGAUCCCCUUCGAGAUCACCCUGUGGAUCCUGCUGGCCUCCCUGGCCAAGAUAGGCUUCCAUCUCUAUCACAAGUUGCCCACCAUCGUGCCUGAGAGCUGCCUUCUUAUAAUGGUUGGACUUCUGCUAGGCGGGAUUAUUUUCGGAGUUGAUGAAAAGUCCCCCCCUGCCAUGAAGACUGAUGUGUUCUUCUUAUAUCUCCUGCCACCCAUCGUGCUUGAUGCGGGCUACUUCAUGCCCACGCGCCCGUUCUUUGAGAACUUCGGCACCAUUUUCUGGUAUGCUGUGGUGGGGACACUGUGGAAUUCCAUUGGCAUUGGGGUGUCUUUGUUUGGUAUCUGCCAGAUUGAAGCCUUUGGCCUGAGUGACAUCACUUUGCUCCAGAAUCUGCUCUUCGGCAGCUUAAUCUCCGCUGUGGAUCCCGUGGCUGUGCUGGCCGUUUUUGAGAACAUUCACGUCAACGAGCAGCUCUACAUCCUGGUCUUUGGAGAGUCCCUGCUGAAUGAUGCAGUGACAGUGGUCCUGUACAACUUGUUCAAGUCUUUUUGCCAGAUGAAGACCAUUGAGACCAUUGACGUGUUUGCUGGAAUCGCGAACUUCUUUGUUGUGGGAAUUGGUGGGGUGUUGAUUGGUGUCUUCCUGGGAUUUAUAGCGGCGUUUACGACUCGGUUCACACACAACAUCCGAGUGAUCGAGCCGCUCUUUGUCUUCCUGUACAGCUAUUUGUCCUAUAUAACAGCCGAAAUGUUUCACCUCUCGGGUAUCAUGGCAAUCACUGCAUGUGCAAUGACUAUGAAUAAGUACGUGGAAGAAAAUGUAUCUCAAAAAUCCUACACCACCAUCAAGUAUUUCAUGAAGAUGCUGAGCAGUGUCAGCGAGACCCUGAUCUUCAUCUUCAUGGGCGUGUCCACCGUUGGGAAGAACCACGAGUGGAACUGGGCCUUCGUCUGCUUCACCCUGGCCUUCUGUCUCAUCUGGCGAGCACUGGGUGUCUUUGUCUUGACUCAGGUCAUUAAUUGGUUCCGGACAAUUCCCUUGACCUUCAAGGAUCAGUUCAUCAUUGCCUACGGAGGGCUGCGAGGUGCCAUCUGCUUUGCGCUGGUGUUUCUCCUUCCUGCUGCCGUGUUUCCUCGUAAAAAGCUGUUCAUUACGGCUGCGAUUGUAGUCAUUUUCUUUACUGUCUUCAUCCUGGGAAUAACUAUCCGACCACUGGUGGAGUUUCUUGAUGUGAAGAGGUCCAAUAAGAAACAGCAAGCUGUGAGUGAAGAAAUCCAUUGUCGGUUUUUUGAUCAUGUGAAGACUGGGAUUGAAGAUGUUUGUGGACAUUGGGGUCACAACUUUUGGAGAGACAAGUUUAAGAAGUUUGAUGACAAAUACCUGCGUAAGCUUUUGAUUCGGGAAAACCAACCCAAGUCAAGCAUUGUGUCCUUAUAUAAAAAGCUUGAAAUAAAACAUGCCAUUGAGAUGGCAGAGACUGGGAUGAUAAGUACUGUCCCGUCUUACGCAUCUCUAAAUGACUGUCGUGAAGAAAAAAUAAGGAAGCUCACACCUGGUGAAAUGGAUGAAAUUCGAGAGAUAUUAUCAAGAAAUCUUUAUCAAAUCCGUCAGCGAACUUUGUCCUACAACAGACACAAUCUGACGGCCGACACGAGUGAGAGACAAGCCAAGGAGAUUCUGAUCCGCCGAAGGCACAGUUUGCGAGAGAGCAUUAGGAAAGACAGCAGCUUGAACCGGCAGCACAGGGCUUCCACUUCGACCUCCCGGUAUUUAUCCUUACCAAAAAAUACAAAGCUUCCAGAAAAGCUACAGAAGAAAAAGAACGUUUCUAAUGCAGAUGGCAACAGCAGCGACUCCGACACGGAUGCCGGGACCACCGUCCUCAACCUGCAGCCCCGAGCGAGGCGCUUCUUGCCAGAACAGUUCUCCAAGAAAGCGCCCCAGUCCUACAAAAUGGAGUGGAAGAACGAGGUGGACGCGGAUGCCGGCCGCCGGCAGCCCGGCACUCCCCCCGCUGCCCGCAGCAGAGACGACGGCACGCAGACCCCCGCCGUGCUCCGGCAGCCCCUCCUCUCCGAGGGCGACAUCGGCCCGGCGGGGGAGGACAGUGAGGCUGAAGGCCUCCGCCCCAAGCCGCCACCCAGGCUGGUCCGAAGGGCGUCGGAGCCUGGAAACCGGAAAGCCCGAUUCGGGAGUGAGAAGCCUUAA
This is a messenger RNA of Equus caballus (horse), 2445 nucleotides long. RefSeq names its product solute carrier family 9 member A2 (gene SLC9A2). Gene Ontology annotation, molecular function: potassium:proton antiporter activity; sodium:proton antiporter activity. Lineage: Eukaryota; Metazoa; Chordata; Mammalia; Perissodactyla; Equidae. Gene Ontology annotation, biological process: potassium ion transmembrane transport; proton transmembrane transport; regulation of intracellular pH. The record is from RefSeq and is marked provisional. Gene Ontology annotation, cellular component: plasma membrane.